Messenger RNA from Mesocricetus auratus (golden hamster), 4760 nucleotides. RefSeq names its product zinc finger protein 516 (gene Znf516). Gene Ontology annotation, molecular function: DNA-binding transcription factor activity, RNA polymerase II-specific; RNA polymerase II cis-regulatory region sequence-specific DNA binding. The coding region runs from base 298 to 3759 and encodes 1153 amino acids. The transcript has 6 exons. Gene Ontology annotation, biological process: regulation of DNA-templated transcription. Gene Ontology annotation, cellular component: nucleus. NCBI's taxonomy places the organism in Eukaryota, Metazoa, Chordata, Mammalia, Rodentia, Cricetidae. The record is from RefSeq and is a predicted model, not a curated record.
UCCCCCGCGCCCGGGCGCAGCUGGCGCGGUCGGUCUAGAGCAGCGCUCCGCUCGGCGCCGCGGGCGCUCUGCUUCACCUUCAGAUGCGCGGGGCGUGCGCGUCCUCCUCCAAGAGCCCGCCGCCUCCCCUCCAAGGUGCUUGCUGCCAUCGGCUACAUCACAGAAUAUGCACCUACUCAUCACAAAUACCUCUCUCCCCUCCGGGCAGCAAGAGCCCCUCUGAAAAUGGAGAGCUAAGACACGCCUUUAGGCCCUCACGACACAAGGCUGUACUGUGACACCCACAUCACUGUCCAAAUGGAUCGCAGCAGAGAGGCUGAGAUGGAGCUGAGGAGAGGACCCAGCCCACCCAGGGCUGGCAGGAGCCACGAGGUGGAUGGGGACAAGGCUGCGUGCCACAGCUGCUGCAUCUGUGGCAAGAGCUUUCCGUUCCAGAGCUCACUGUCGCAGCAUAUGCGCAAGCACACGGGAGAGAAGCCCUACAAGUGUCCCUACUGUGAUCACAGGGCUUCUCAGAAAGGUAACCUCAAGAUUCACAUCCGAAGCCACCGUACAGGGACUUUGAUUCAGGGGCAUGAGCCAGAGGCAAGCGAAGCUCAGCUGGGUGAGAUGCGUGUGUCUGAGGGCCUGGAUGGGUGUGCCAGUCCUACCAAGAGCACCUCAGCCUGCAACCGCAUGCUGAACGGGGCCGUGCCGACGGACAACAGCAAGAUCCUGCUCAGGAGCAGCCGCAAGGAGGCGGAGGGGGCUGCCCAGGAAGACGCAGAGGCCAUGGUGCAGUGUUCCUUCUGUAAGAGCCGGUUUGAACGCAAGAAGGACCUGGAGCUGCAUGUGCACCAGGCCCACAAGCCAUUUAAGUGCCGGCUGUGCAGCUACGUCACCUUGCGGGAGGAAUCUCUGCUGAGCCACAUCGAGAGGGACCACAUCACUGCGCAGGUGCCCAACGGCGGCAGCGAGGCCUGUGUGGAGAACGGCAAACCCGAGCUGAGCCCCGGCGAGUUUCCAUGUGAGGUGUGUGGCCAGGCUUUCAGCCAGACCUGGUUCCUGAAGGCACACAUGAAGAAACACCGGGGCUCCUUUGACCAUGGUUGCCACAUCUGUGGCCGGAGAUUCAAAGAGCCAUGGUUCCUCAAGAACCACAUGAAGGCACAUGGACCCAAGGCAGGAAACAAGAACAGGCCCAAGAAUGAGCUGGACCCCAUUGCCACCAUUAACAAUGUGGUGCAGGAGGAGGUCAUCGUCGCCGGCCUGUCCCUCUACGAGGUCUGCACAAAGUGCGGGAACCUGUUUACAAACCUGGACAGCUUGAAUGCCCAUAAUGCCAUACACCGCAAAGUGGAAGCCAGCCGGACACGAGCCCCGGCUGAGGAGGGGGACACAGAGGGCCCCCUGGACACCAAGCAGUUCUUUUUACAGUGCCUGAACCUGACACCAUAUGUGGCUGGUGACAUGUCCCCCAGUGGGCAGGCUGGACGGCGGGUGGCUGAGUUGGAUCCCGUCAACAGCUAUCAGGCCUGGCAGCUAGCCACCAGGGGCAAGGUGGCGGAGCCAGCCGAGUACCUCAAGUAUGGGACCUGGGAUGAAGCUCUGUCCGGGGAUGUGGCCUUUGACAAGGACAAGCGUGAGUAUAUACUGGUGAACCAGGAGAAACGAAAGCGUGAACAGGAUGCCCCUUCUACCCAGGGCCCCCCCAGGAAGAGGGCCAGUGUACCUGGGGACCCCAUGCUUCCUGGACACCUUGACCCCCGGCCAGCCUCACGGCCCAACCGCCGGGCUGCGGCCACUACUGGCCAGGGCAAGUCCUCUGAGUGCUUCGAGUGCGGCAAGAUCUUCCGCACCUACCACCAGAUGGUGCUCCACUCCCGUGUGCACCGCCGUGCACGCCGUGACAGGGAUCCUGAAGGGGACAGGGCAGUGCGUGCCCGCUGCGGUUCACUCAGCGAGGGUGAUUCAGCUUCCCAACCAAGCAGCCCUGGCUCAGCCUGCGCCAUCGCUGACUCCCCAGGCUCUGGCCUGGCCGAAGAGGUGGUGGAUGACAGUGGUGAAGAGGCUGUGUCUGAACCCGCAUCAGGGGGCCAGCCACAGCACUGCUGCUCUUCUGGAGAGGUGGCACCCACCGUGCUCUCCAACGGGGACCAGAGUCACACACUUGGAAAUAACCUGCCAGAGAAAGACAUCAGCGAGCCCAAGGUGGGGAUCGCCACGCCAUCCGUGUCCAUACUUGAAAACAGCAGCAGAGAGACGACCAAGGGUCCCGAGCAGCAUAGAUUUUCUCUUGACCUAAAGAUGCCAGCAUUUCACCCCAAGCAGGAGGGACCUAGCACUAUUGGCCGGGGAGACUUCCCUUCGAGCAUGGAGAUAACUAGCCUGCAGCUCACCUUGGACAGCCAGGCUGGGCAUUCAAAAGAAAAGCUGUCUGAUUUGCACAAGGAGCACUGUGGGGCAGGAAAGCGGGCAUCCGCCCCUGACCUGGUCCCGCUGGACUUGAGUAUGAAGUCGAGCCGGGAUGACCCCAGCAGCAAGGAUGCAUGCUCCCUGCAGGCGGCCCUGGUUGUUCACCCGUGUCCUUACUGCAGCCACAAGACCUACUACCCCGAGGUCCUGUGGAUGCACAAACGCAUCUGGCACAGGGUCAGCUGCAGCUCUGUAGCGCCCCCUUGGACUCAGCCCAACGGCCACAGGAGCAUCCGUAGCAGCCUGGUCUUCCUUGCUCGCAGUGGGCGCACAGGCCCCCCGCCUGCUCUUGGAGGCAAGGAGUGCCAGCCCCUGCUCCUUGCUCGCUUCACCCGCACCCAGGUGCCAGGUGGGGUACCGGGAUCAAAGGGCAGCUCUUCUCCCGUUGGGGUGACCACAAAAGCCGCUAGCAUGCCUAAGAAUAAGGAGAGCCAUUCUGGGGGCCCCUGUGCUCUGUGGGCCUCUGGCCCCGAUGGAUAUCGACAGACCAGAGCCGGCCAUGGCCAGGAGCCUCCUGGUGCUGUCGUGCAGGGACCCUUGACCAAACCCAAGCAGGAGGCCAGCUCCAAGUUGGCGCCUUCUCCAGGCAGUGGGGGCCUCAGCAGGAGUGCCACACCCACACCCUCAGUUAUAACCCGUGUAGGUGCCCAGCCCUCAGCCAAUAACAAGACGGUGGAGAAACUCGGGGUCCCUGCAGUGGGGGCUGGCUUUGCCCCUCCGAAUAAGCACAGUGCCCCAGACUCUCUGAAAGCCAAAUUCAGUCCUCAGCCUCAGGGUCAGCCUCCCACAAAAGGCGAAGGAGGCUCUCCUCUACCUCCCCGGGAACCCCCUGUGAAGGCGGCCCAGGAGCUGAGAACACUAGCCACCUGUGCAGCGGGCUCCAGAGGGGAUGCAGCCUUGCAGGCCCCAGCUGGUGCGCCCCCCAUCUUACACUCCAUCAAGCAGGAGCCGGCAGCCGAGGGGCAGGAGAAACGCUUGGACAUCCUCAGUAUCUUUAAGACGUACAUUCCAAAGGACUUCGCCACACUCUACCAGGGCUGGGGUGUCAGCAGUCCUGGGCCUGAGCACAGAGGGACACCGCGGACACAGGCCCGCCAGGGAGACUUUGUCUGUGUGGAGUGCGGCAAGAGUUUCCAUCAGCCCAGCCAACUCAGGGCCCACCUUCGGGCACACACAGUCGUGUUUGAGUGUGACGGUCCACAAGGGUCUGAAGUUCACGCAGCCUCCACGGAUGCCCCCAAACAAGGGAGAGAUCAUACUACCCCAGGGACUGUGCCAGCGGGGCCCCUCCAGAAGGGGACCUAGAGACAUGCCUCCAGCGCUCGGCUCCGUGAUGGUGUUGACAGUGGCCUCACGGGUCAUUGGAAGGCUCCCAUCAGUGACCAUGGCCACCUUGGAGAGGAAGAGCCAGGGUUUCCUGACCAGACUACCUUAGACCCGGGAGCCGCUGCGCUAGAGCAGACCAAGGGAGCCGCUGUGCUAGACGCCUCCCUUGGUGACAUUUAAGGACAACGAAGAUGCUAUGCCUAGAAUUCCGUGUAGCUCUUUCACACACAUGUUUGUGCUCAUCCACCAUGGCCUGUGUCUCCUCAUGGUGAGCAGUGGUAUUGGCAGGCACAGUGGGAGCUCAAGGCAUCUGUAUCACUCAAGACAAGCGUGAGACACUGGAAAAAAGAUGAUGGUGUGUUUUGGAUGGAGUGAAGAGCUAAGCACUGUGGGAGGUGCUCCGGUGCUUAGAGGACAGGUGACACUGUCAGGUGACACUGUCAGGACACGGGGCGUGGAGGCUGUUGAGGGUCCACACCACUGCCUCUCCCUGCCUCAGUGGGUAUUUAAUAGCAGGUAAGACGGAGGGUGGUGUUCAGGAGCUGUGAGGCUUGGUGGUGCUCGGGCUCAGUAAGGCAGGGCGGUGACAGGUCCUCACAACUCAGAGGUCUGGCCAUGACCCCCUCUGGGCUGCUCAUGUCACCCUCAUGCUCUCUGUGUUUUCUCUGUUUGGGCUGCAUUGGCACAGGAAACACGGCAGAGAUGGGAACACAUAUAACCCUGCUUUGGAAAAGAGUUAGUUGAACACUAAGAAGAGCAGGUGUCUUUGUUUAUUCUCAGGACCUUUUUGUAACAGGGCUACAUUCUGCAAACUGCUCACAAGAGAAGACUACACGUCUUAACAGAUUAAGCCACUGAAUUCUCCCAAUUUGGGCCUGUUUUAGUGAUGGCAGAAGAAUCCUUGAGCAGAUUGGGGGCCCUAGAUCUUUAGGGUGCUAGUGCUCUGGGGCCUUCUGCUCCCUCCCUCCCUCCCUCCCUCC